Corticium candelabrum is the source of this 852-nucleotide messenger RNA. RefSeq names its product small ribosomal subunit protein uS7-like. Lineage: Eukaryota; Metazoa; Porifera; Homoscleromorpha; Homosclerophorida; Plakinidae. Gene Ontology annotation, biological process: ribosomal small subunit assembly; translation. The transcript has a single exon. Gene Ontology annotation, cellular component: mitochondrial small ribosomal subunit; ribosome. The coding region runs from base 11 to 610 and encodes 199 amino acids. The record is from RefSeq and is a predicted model, not a curated record. Gene Ontology annotation, molecular function: mRNA binding; rRNA binding; structural constituent of ribosome.
UUACUAUGAAAUGGCUUUGACUCAACGUUCGUUCUGGACGUUUUCCUUCGCAAAGCGGUUGUUUUUCGCUCGCCUACCGUUGUCGUCGAGUGUUUAUAAAAAGCCUCAGUCUAUUGAGUUCACCCAGAAGGCUGACUGGGCGCCAUCUCAUUCAAGUCCGUCCUUAUUCUACGACGAAUUGGCCAACAAGUUUAUAAACUGUAUGAUGUGGGACGGAAAGAAGUCUCUGUCUACUCAUAUCUUUCGUAACGCUCUCGAAAUUAUUAAACGGCAGCAAAUGGGGAGUAAGAGUGGUCACGUGACCGAACCUAUGGAUGUGUUCCAUCAGGCACUGGAAAACUGUAAGCCUGCAGUCGGCAUCGUUCGUAUUAGGAGAUCAGGAAGAACGUACCAAAUACCGACGCCGCUUCCAGAACGACGGAGGACGUUUCUAGCCAUCAAAUGGUUGAUAACGGCUGCAAGGAAACGAGGAGGUCAUGGCAUGGACAAGAGAUUGGCCACCGAACUGAUGGACGCGUACAAUCGUGAAGGAUCCGUUAUUAAGAAGAAGAUAGAGAUGCACAAAUUAGCAAACGCGAAUAGAGUGUAUGCUCACUAUCAGUGGGGAUAACAAGACAAAUAGAGAUAUGAAUGAGUAGACAUGAUAGAUAAGACAAAUUUCUUCUGGCCAGUUUUCUAUUGAAUUGUAUAUCUUUUAUCAUGAUAACUUGGUGCCACUCUUGGUCUAUAACAAUAUAUACAUAAACAUCUGUAUGAUCUCUGUGUGUCUGUCUCUGUCUGCAUGUCUGUCUGUCUAUUCAUCUGUCAAACUGAUUGCGUCUGUCUGUCCGUCUAUCAGCUUGUGCUUAUCUU